Molecule: messenger RNA, 1642 nt
Organism: Clarias gariepinus (North African catfish)
Lineage: Eukaryota; Metazoa; Chordata; Actinopteri; Siluriformes; Clariidae
Gene: hrasb
Product: HRas proto-oncogene, GTPase b
Exons: 6
Coding region: 235-804 (189 amino acids)
Biological process (GO): Ras protein signal transduction
Cellular component (GO): plasma membrane
Molecular function (GO): GTP binding; GTPase activity; GDP binding
Source: RefSeq, a predicted model, not a curated record
GCGGAGCGACUGAACGGUAGUCUGCGUUAUUCAAAACGCCCAGUUAUAUCUUCAUUAGCUUCUGUUUGUUUCUUUUUUUUCCAGUUAUAAUCGGUGGUAUUGCUGAGAUAAACAAAGCCAAGGGGUUUGAAUUGUACUCCGCCAGCUGUGAACUCGAAAUAUAUUCCACAAAAACAUCUCGACGAUAACAACAAGCCGGGACUGGUGUUGUCUUGCAUUACGAGCACUGUGAAGAUGACGGAGUACAAAUUAGUGGUGGUUGGUGCUGGUGGCGUGGGCAAGAGUGCGCUCACAAUUCAGCUAAUCCAAAACCAUUUUGUUGAUGAGUACGACCCAACUAUUGAAGACUCCUACAGAAAACAGGUGGUGAUUGAUGGCGAGACAUGUCUGCUGGACAUUCUGGACACUGCUGGUCAGGAGGAGUACAGCGCCAUGAGGGACCAAUACAUGAGGACAGGAGAGGGCUUCCUCUGUGUCUUCGCCAUCAACAACACCAAAUCCUUUGAGGACAUCCACCAGUAUAGGGAACAGAUCAAAAGGGUAAAAGAUUCAGAUGAUGUGCCCAUGGUGCUCGUGGGUAAUAAAUGUGACCUCCCAGCUCGUACAGUAGACACGAGGCAAGCUCAGGAACUGGCUCGCAGUUAUGGCAUCCCUUAUAUUGAAACAUCUGCAAAGACAAGACAGGGAGUGGAGGAUGCGUUCUACACACUGGUGCGGGAAAUCAGGCAGCACAAGCUCAGAAAGCUGAAUCCACCAGACGAUAAUGGCCAGGACUGCAUGAACUGUCGCUGUGUCGUGUCAUGACCAAGUUGCUUGCAUAAAAUGGAAGAGACUUUUGGAGCAGCCUUACUGCUCCAAUUCUGCGCUGCCUCCUCAGAUGUUAGAGGUUGGGAUAGACUGUAUAAAAGGACACCCUUAACAUUGGCACAAGUGGAUUGACUCUCCACAUUUGUCUGCUGAAGGACGGUGACACUGGCCUCCACUGGAGAAAAUUUUACCUCAAAGACUAGUCUGAACACUGGGUUUGCUUGGGUUGUGUUAAGGACUGCCACACUAAAAUAUGUUAUCCCUACUAAAACACUAUCUACUCUGAACUGGAAACAAUAACUUUGCCUAUCACCUCAUCGGCUUUGGACUUUCAACCAACAUACAGGAGGAAUGUAGAAUUAUUACUAUACUUGGAUUUGUGAACAUAAUGCAUAGAUUAGCAAAUGUAAUGUGAGAAAAAUAUACAACUUGUACGCCAUUUCUUGAGAAGGGCCUAACUCAAUAUAAUGUACAUAUAUACUGACCUCUCUUGCAGCAAAAUACUCCACUGUUCCAGUGCAAUAGCUCAGUGUUGAUCAAGGUACAGUGAUAAGGGAACACAUUGCUUUGACAUCUUUGAUUUGCACAUGGCAUAAGACUGUGUUCUAAGUGUGAGGCCACAUUUCAUAUGUGAUCCUCUUUUUCCUCUAUCUGUUGGUCUCUAUUUAAAUAACAAUGAAAAUUUAGGAUUCUAACACCAAACAUUUGACAAGGUUUGUCUGCUUUGUGAUCAUUUGUUCAUUUCUGGAGCGUUAAUACAUGGUGCCUGUAGGAUACGUUAUUUCACAGGGGACAGACUCGAACUGAAUCACACAUAUUGCAACCUUAAAAGGUU